AUGAGGCUGCCUGAUACAGCACAUUCAGUUGCCCGGAAAUAUCAAAACCGGGAGAUUCAGCUGGGUUCUAGUAUCUCCGUUGGAAGGACAACGUUGUGUACGGAGCAGUGCGAAUUAUCCUUCGAAUUGGGCUGUGCAAGGGCGUACGUUCCUGAUGAUAAGAGAGACCUGAUCGCACAGGAGUGGAAUGUCCCCGUCGUGGAAGGCGCAAUGGAACUCCAACAAAGCCAAUUGCACCUCUAUGAACCAUUGAAGGUGAAAGUUCAGUCAAUGGAGUUCGAGUGGCCGCCCCGGGAGCAUCAUUUCACGCAUUCAUUAGUCAUUAGUCUCCCCUUUGGGGGAGGUCACAACCAAUACCUUUAUAUUCCGACAAAUACACAAAUGCAGUGCAAUUUGGUUUUCACGGGGGACUCAAGCGACUCUCUUGUUUAUGAUAUUCUUCAACUGAAUGUGUUGCACAAAGGCCGACGUCUUAGGUUCCAGUUGGUACGAUAUUCGGGAUAUCACACAUUCAGUUGA
This is a messenger RNA of Opisthorchis viverrini, 519 nucleotides long. RefSeq lists its product as hypothetical. NCBI's taxonomy places the organism in Eukaryota, Metazoa, Platyhelminthes, Trematoda, Opisthorchiida, Opisthorchiidae. The transcript is spliced from 3 exons. The record is from RefSeq and is a predicted model, not a curated record. Bases 1 to 519 code for a protein of 172 amino acids.